Messenger RNA from Cyprinus carpio (common carp), 646 nucleotides. RefSeq names its product golgi phosphoprotein 3 like. Gene Ontology annotation, molecular function: phosphatidylinositol-4-phosphate binding. Lineage: Eukaryota; Metazoa; Chordata; Actinopteri; Cypriniformes; Cyprinidae. Gene Ontology annotation, cellular component: Golgi cisterna; cytosol; trans-Golgi network. The record is from RefSeq and is a predicted model, not a curated record. Gene Ontology annotation, biological process: Golgi organization; retrograde vesicle-mediated transport, Golgi to endoplasmic reticulum; Golgi to plasma membrane protein transport.
CGUGUCCGCAGGUGAAGCGCUGCACGCGUCCAGUCUUCUGCUGAGUGCACAGGGAAGCGAACACAGUCUCAAGACGAAAAUCUCACGCUGGACGUCAUUAUAACUUUCUAACCAGGCAGAUGUGUUGAGAUUGGUAAAGAUGGUGUGGAUGUUGGUGGAGGUUCUGAGAUAGCAGGGAGGGAUGACCACACUGACCAAGAGGAGCCGGCGCUCUGAGGCUCCAGCGGAGAGGAGUAACACUGAGGAGGAGGAGAGGACAGAUGAAGAGCAGGACACCGACUCCAAAUCACUGAGACUCACUCUGAUGGAGGAGAUCCUGCUGCUGGGGCUCAAAGAUAAAGAGGGCUACACGUCGUUCUGGAACGACAGCAUCUCGUCAGGGCUGCGCAGCUGUAUUCUGGUGGAGCUGGCGCUGAGACGACGCAUUCAGCUCGAGCCGCAGAGCUCUCGCAAGAGAAAACUACUGGACCGCAAGGUGCUGGUCAAGACCUCUGCUCCCACGGGUGACGUGCUGCUGGAUGAAGCGCUGAAGCACAUUAAGAGCACUGACCCGCCGGAGGACAUGUCCAGCUGGAUCGAGCUGCUGACCGGUGAGAGACAGCCACACCGCCUACACAUGCUGACUAGUUAGGGAGCUCAUUGAGGU